Messenger RNA from Sphaerulina musiva SO2202, 498 nucleotides. RefSeq lists its product as uncharacterized. NCBI's taxonomy places the organism in Eukaryota, Fungi, Ascomycota, Dothideomycetes, Mycosphaerellales, Mycosphaerellaceae. Bases 1 to 498 code for a protein of 165 amino acids. The record is from RefSeq and is a predicted model, not a curated record. The transcript has a single exon.
AUGACUCCACAUCUACAGACACCCGAGAAGAGUGAAAUCCGAGGAGCGAGGAAAAUCCUUGAAUUCCUAGCAAGAGAAGGAAAAUACGACGAACCUAGGAAACUUACGACGCUCGCGGAAUGUUUUCAAGUAAGCGAGAAUCGAGUCUCUACGAUAUACCGCUCUCUACGAAAUCGCCGGCGAUAUUCAGAAGGAGAGGAUCCUAGAGGAGGCUACCGCGGAGACGAUGUUCUAAGACUAGGAGAGGAGAAUAUAAGCGACGCUAUACAUGCGAUUAAGGACAACGACUACGAGGGACAUGACCUAGAUUACGGCGCUUUACGCUACGAAGCUACUCUCCCUAAUGUUUCUACUAGAACAAUACGAUAUAGUCUACGUAAAGAGGGUAUAGGACGCUAUAUCGCGCGUAUAGAGGACGAGCUAGAUUAUAAACACGUACAACUACGUAUAAAAUUCGCUCUAGAACAACUAGAAAUACGACCAAAAUCUAUCGAUUAG